This is a messenger RNA of Cornus florida, 2476 nucleotides long. Its product is annotated as probable receptor-like protein kinase At5g18500. Gene Ontology annotation, molecular function: protein kinase activity; ATP binding. Lineage: Eukaryota; Viridiplantae; Streptophyta; Magnoliopsida; Cornales; Cornaceae. The record is from RefSeq and is a predicted model, not a curated record. Bases 553 to 2082 code for a protein of 509 amino acids. Gene Ontology annotation, biological process: protein phosphorylation. The transcript is spliced from 8 exons.
GAUUAGUUUAGGAGUAAUUUCUGAUAAUCAGUCAUCUUCACAAAAAACCAAACAAGAGUCCCCAUAAGAGUACCUUCCAGUUCUAUCUUCUCAUUUACUGCUUCUAAGGCAUUUUCCCAUCUCAUCACCUACCAUUGAUAAACUCCAUCUUCCCUCAUCUUCUCAUCUCAACCGUUCCACGUAUCUGUACCUUCUCUGCAAAUACAACACAUUUGUUGCCAUUUUUGGGUUAGGGUUAUUAAGAAGAAGGCAGGGGUGGAUUCAAGAAAGCCCCAUCUCAGGUUGAUUCAAACUCACAUUUGCACUUUCCAGAGAAAACCCAUAUAGGAAAUCCAAUCAAACUGAUUAAAUCGGUGGGUUUUUUCUGAGAAUUGGGGUGUGUUGGGAUUUGGUCUUUUUGACAUGGGUUUUCUGGGUUUUUAGUCAGAGAUCUAGAAUUGGUGAUUGGUUCAUUGUCUGAGGAGAUGGUAUGUUGAUGGGGUUUCUGAGAUCUGGAUUCUGAAGUUUUCUCCUUGGGAUUCUAUUACACCAAGGUGGUUCAUCAUUGGCAAGAUGGCUACCGACCUGAAUGCAGAAUUAUCCAAAAAAACUAUUCUUGGUCUCAAGGUCUGGGAAUUGAUUGGGAUCCUUGUCGCCCUAUUUAUUAUAAUUAUCCUCACUGCAUUGUUUUAUAUUACUUCACGAAAGAAAUCAAGAAGAGCUAGAGACAGGAUUCCCCUCAGCCAGAUCCCAAAUGUUUCGAAGGAAAUUAAAGAAGUGCGGGUGGAGCAAGUAUCAACAAAUGAAUUCGUUCCACGUGAUGGGAUUCUUCUUACCAUUCAUGACAAAUCCAGUGAUAAAGAAUCAGAUAAGGUUAUGGUCCAUCUGGGUAUGGGGAAACUGAGAAAUGGAGACAACAACAGUCAAUCAGGUUCAUUCAAUCAUAUGGAGAAAGAUGGUGGGGGUUUCCAAUCAGGAGAAGAAGGGAGUUCCGGUUCAAUUUCUGUGUAUAAACCUUCUUCUUCACAUCCAAGAACUGCUCCUUCUCCUCUAACUGGCCUGCCUGAAUUUUCUCACUUGGGUUGGGGCCACUGGUUUACUUUAAGGGAUCUUGAAGUUGCAACAAAUCGAUUUUCAAAGGAGAAUGUUAUUGGUGAGGGUGGAUAUGGAGUUGUUUACAGGGGACAGUUGAUCAAUGGAUCUCCAGUAGCAGUGAAGAAGCUUCUCAACAAUUUGGGCCAAGCUGAGAAGGAAUUUAGAGUGGAAGUGGAAGCUAUUGGCCAUGUGCGCCAUAAAAAUUUGGUUCGACUUUUGGGAUACUGCAUUGAAGGAAUGCACAGGAUGUUAGUUUAUGAGUAUGUCAACAAUGGCAAUUUGGAACAAUGGCUUCAUGGAGCUAUGCGCCAGUAUGGAUAUCUUACAUGGGAGGCUAGGAUGAAGAUUCUCCUUGGCACAGCUAAGGCUCUUGCCUACUUGCAUGAGGCAAUUGAGCCAAAAGUGGUGCACCGAGACAUUAAGUCAAGCAAUAUAUUGAUCGAUGAAGAGUUCAAUGCAAAGGUUUCUGAUUUUGGCCUGGCCAAGCUGCUUGGUGCGGGAAAAAGUCAUGUAACGACUCGGGUUAUGGGGACCUUUGGAUAUGUUGCUCCUGAAUAUGCAAAUACUGGGCUUCUGAACGAAAAGAGUGAUGUUUAUAGCUUUGGGGUUGUGCUUUUAGAAGCAAUUACCGGAAGAGAUCCUGUGGACUAUGGUCGCCCAUCUCAAGAGGUAAAUCUGGUCGACUGGCUGAAAAUGAUGGUUGGAACCAGACGGUCAGAGGAAGUGGUGGACCCAAACAUUGAAACAAGGCCAUCGACAAGAGCCUUAAAGCGAGCCCUUUUAACUGCUUUAAGGUGUGUUGAUCCCGAUUCUGACAAAAGACCUAAGAUGGGCCAAGUUGUUCGCAUGCUUGAAUCAGAGGAAUAUCCCAUAUCGAGAGAGGAUCGAAGACACCGAAGAAACCAAGCAGCAGGUAGCACGGAGACCGAAUCCCAGAGGGAGAAUUAUGACACUGAUAGGAGUGACAAUCCAGAUCCAAGGCCAGAUAGCAGAAGGAGCCAUACAUAACCUAACGUGUUUUUCAUUUAUGGAAUUGGGGAUGAUAUGAACUGCAUUUCAUUGUUACAAUUUUUUUUAACUGUCUGAAGUCUUUGGUAUAUUUUUACAUAAUAUCAUUUCUAGGAGUGCCUUUUUAUGUAUGGGUUGGGGUGGGGUCAGCUGUGAAGUUGGCUGACAGGAGAAAUUUUUUUUGCCCUUUGCCCUUUGCUUUUUUAUUUUAUUUUUCCUUUUCCAUUUCUACGUUUUUUUUGGCUUUCUUUUGUAUCUAAGUAGAUGGAGAGAUGAUUGUUUUGUGUAUGAAAGUGGUGAUAUUGUGAAAAAAACCAGAACAUUGGAAGGGUCUUGUACAGGUUUUGUAGCUAUUCAAUAUUGUUUGUUGAAGUGCUCUUCUUUCUGUUAAAAA